Vicia villosa (hairy vetch) is the source of this 1884-nucleotide messenger RNA. RefSeq lists its product as uncharacterized. NCBI's taxonomy places the organism in Eukaryota, Viridiplantae, Streptophyta, Magnoliopsida, Fabales, Fabaceae. The transcript is spliced from 17 exons. The record is from RefSeq and is a predicted model, not a curated record. Bases 151 to 1359 code for a protein of 402 amino acids.
CCUAAAAGUCCAAAACGACGACCUACAACGAAGCUGUAAACGUCGUUUUGUUCAUCUCCUUGCAUGUUCCCUCUACUCUUCCCGCUUGUGUCCACUGCUAGAUGUAGAAUUUCACUGUAAUCCCAUUCCGAAGCUAACCUCGCUCCUAAAAUGUUUCACUCCUCAACUUUAAUCGUUUUACUCCUAAGUGUUCUCUUGCAGUUAUCAUGGGUCGCUUCAAUUUCAUUGCCGAGUUCCAAUUGCUACGCUUUCAAUAAUUCAAGUCAGAUUGUUGAUUUCAGUAGCUGGACUGGUUAUCCUUUUGAGUAUGAUGAAAAGCAAGGUUCUGAUGUGGUUGUAAGAUUCUGCAAAGAUGUGGAGACUAGAUCGCAAACGGGAUAUGUUGAUUUUGGCCGAUUUGAUAGGUUCAACUACUUUGUUGCUGGUUCUGGCCAAUAUGAUUUUGUACAAGAGUUUUAUAAUGGUGACCUAAUGGGUUGUGAACAAAGUUAUGACAAAAUGGGAAGAACAGCUCAGGUAAAUGUCAUAUGUGGGAGCUGUCCUAAUGGACAAUGUAAAGGUCGUCCUGGAUGCAUAUGUCACGUGGCAUUUGAAUCGAAUUGCAGAGUUUUAAUUGAACUUGCAAUUUCAUGUGAUAAACCGGGCCCACAAGUAUUCCAAGGCUUCACUGUUGGUUUUCAUCCACGAUCAUGGGAACUUGUUUAUAAUGGCAUGACUCAAUUCGGUUUUGAGAAACCCCAUCAUGAUUUUAGCUUUCAGACAUCACAAACUCAAGUAGUCUUAUUUACAAGUGCAAUUGCUUCACUCUCAUCCUUGGUUCGUAAACCUAUUUUGAAGGUUCUUCCAAAUGACGGCUUGAAAGUUAAAUUGUCUGGAUCUGCUGCUAGUGGGAAGCCUCCAACGACUUUGUCACCCACCAUGUUGAUCCUUGAUUGGAGAUGUGAGGUAGCCCGUGACACCCCAUAUGAAGUUAACAUCACAAUCCCCAUAGAAGGAUAUGAGCCAAUUGAAUUUGUGCUUACAAAAAUGUGCGACUACAAACAAGGUCAAGGAGGUGGUGCCACAAGAGGAUGGGCAAUAUUUGGAGUGAUAUCUUGCAUAUUCUUUGUCGCAUCGACACUUUUUUGCUGUGGAGGAUUCAUUUACAAGACAAAAGUGGAGCGUCAGCGUGGAGUUGAUGCAUUGCCCGGCAUGACAUACCUAUCUGCCUGCUUAGAGGCAGUUAGUGGGGCUGGGCAAGGUUACUCACGGCCAGAAGACACAUAUGCCUCCGGCGAAACCACUUGGGAGCGUCCUCCUGGUCCUUCACAACCUCAAGCUUCAUGGAGACCAACAGAGAGAAAAUAUGGUGCCAUUUGAACGGGUCUGACACCGUGUGUUUUUUGCUUUGUUCGCCCGUUUUAUCUAUUAAAAAUGGGAAUUGGUUCGCUGCCAAAUGUUAUUUGGAUUGACUCAUACAACAGGAUUUAAAAACCUCAGUCUGACUCAUUUACAUGUAAGAAGUAAAGAAGAGAUAGUUGUAGCAGUUUGAUUUUAGCAUCUGAAUUGAAUUAAUGAAUAGUCCUAAUUCAAGAAAAUGGGAAACAAAAAUUAUGCCUAUCCAACGGAUUUGGAUCCUCUCAUGCUCUUUCUCUCAUGCUUUCUCUCCUUUUCCUAAUCUAAUAGUUAAAUAUCACACCAAGUAAAAAUAAUAGUACAAAUGAAAGAGAGAGAAACUUGAAUUAAUGGUUGAGAUUGGAGCAUGAUGGAAACAUGAGAGAAAGAGCAUGAGAGGAACCUUAUAUCCAACCAUUGGCUCAAAAAAUAAUCUUAUACCCAUUAAAAAGGGAAAAUGGUCCGUUUACUUUGGGAGAAUAUUUUCUGUUUUCAUUUUUUCUAAAUUUU